AUUACCAAAAAAAAAACAAUAUGAAAACAAAUAAAAAUAUUUUGAUAGCUUGUACCGGUAGUGUGGCCACAAUUAAAUUACCCGUGCUCUUAGAGAAGUUGCAGAAUUUGAAUAACGAUUAUUAUAGCAUUAAUAUUAAAGUAAUUGUUACAGAACAUGCCAAACAUUUCAUCGAUACGAAUACAAUGCCUCAAGACAUAGAAAUCUUAGAUGAUCAAACUGAAUGGAAUGCUUGGAACAAGCGUGGUGAUCCUGUUGUGCACAUAGACUUGGGUAAAUGGGCUGAUAUGCUGGUGAUAGCACCUUUAAGUGCAAAUUCAUUGGCUAAAAUUGCCAUGGGUCUUUGCGACAAUCUCUUGCUGUGCGUUGUGCGGGCCUGGGAUGUUAGUAAACCUUUGCUUUUCUGUCCAGCCAUGAAUACACGCAUGUUCGAUCAUCCUGUAACCAAGGAGCACAUAACAAAACUAACAUCAUGGGGCUACCACGAAAUAGCAACAGUAUCGAAAACUUUAAUGUGUGGCGAUACCGGUAAUGGAGCUAUGGCCGAAGUCGAUACAAUUAUUGAAAAUAUUUUAAGUAAAUUUGAGUAAAAAAUAUGAUUUUUAAAGAAAUUAAUACAAAAUUACAUUUAAAAAUGUUCUAACGAGUUAGAAAAAAUUGUUGGACUAUUUUGAAAUGUAAUUUUAGUGGCUUUUAUAUUAUUAAAUGUAUUUUUAUUGAAUGAUAAUCAUUUUGUUUUUUUUUUCUUUUCAUUUAAUUCGUAUAAUAAUUAUUAUUCAUAAUUUUAUGCGCGGUGAGUGCAUCUAAGAGCAAAAACUGUUUUUAUUUGUUUUUUUUUUAAUUUAUAAUUAUUAUUUGUUUUUUUUUUCUUGUUUCUUUUAAUAUAUAUAUAUAAUAAUAUUUUGUUGUUUAUAAUAUAAUUUAUAUUUUUAUUUAUUUUGUUUUUUCAAUAUAAUAACUAAUGUAUGUUUAAAUUGUUAAUAAACAUACGUAAUGUUUAUUUGUUUUGUAGUUAAUAGUAUGUAAAUGUGUGUGAAUUUUGUGUUUUGUUUUUUCAUUUUUGUUUGUUACUUUAUCAAUUUGUUGUGGUUUUUGUUAUCAUAGCAUUUGUAAUUAAAUUUUAAACAUAAUACAACUCUGUUUUUUUUUGUUUUGUUUCUUUCUUUAGCUUAAACCAAUUGAAAAAAGUCCUUAAAAUCUAUAUAAAAAUAUAUUUAUAUAUAUAUAAAAUAUUUGCAAAUUACAUAAACUUAAUUUUACUUUAUAUAAUUAUAGUAUAAUAAAAUAAAAUUAAUAAUAAUAAUAAAAAAAAACUAUAACGAACAAA
Messenger RNA from Calliphora vicina (urban bluebottle blowfly), 1327 nucleotides. It is a transcript of the gene Ppcdc, whose product is annotated as phosphopantothenoylcysteine decarboxylase. The record is from RefSeq and is a predicted model, not a curated record. Gene Ontology annotation, cellular component: phosphopantothenoylcysteine decarboxylase complex. Bases 21 to 590 code for a protein of 189 amino acids. Gene Ontology annotation, biological process: coenzyme A biosynthetic process. The transcript has 3 exons. Gene Ontology annotation, molecular function: phosphopantothenoylcysteine decarboxylase activity; FMN binding. NCBI's taxonomy places the organism in Eukaryota, Metazoa, Arthropoda, Insecta, Diptera, Calliphoridae.